UUAGGAAACAAGCUUACCCUCUCAUAAGCCCAGUCCAUUUUGAACUGUUUACUCUCAGCAAGGAUCCUCACUGUCCGCUGUGUCACCUGGUCAUGCUGGGGUUCAGGACUAAUUAUGUGGCAUGGAUUAUCCUUCUCUUGUAUGUUACUCUGUUUCCUCCAGCUGGGGCAUUGUGGCUCCUGGAUGUCCUAUUUCCUCCUGGUAUCACCCCCAAAGUGAAUCUAAGCAACAACAGUUUUCCAGUGGUGCUGGUGCCUGGCGCCUUUGGAAAUCAACUAGAAGCAAAAUUGGAUAAAACAGAAGUUGUGAAUUGGAUGUGCUACCGUAAGAGUGAAGAUUAUUUCACCUUGUGGCUGAACCUAAACAUGUUUCUUCCUCUAGGAAUAGACUGCUGGAUUGAUAACAUAAGAGUUGUUUAUAACAAGACAACACGAACGGCUUCUAACGCACCUGGAGUCGAUGUCCUUAUCCCGGGAUUUGGAAAGACAUUUUCCGUUGAAUAUCUGGAUAAAAGCAAGUUAGCUGGUUAUCUUCACACCCUUGUACAAAACUUGGUGAACAACGGCUAUGUGAGAGAUGAGACGGUCCGUGCCGCACCCUAUGACUGGAGACUUGCUCCCAAUGGACAGAAAGAAUACUUUGAAAGACUACAGAAGCUCAUCGAAGACAUGUACAGAGAAUAUCAGAAACCAGUUUUUCUCACCGGGCACAGCCUUGGUAAUAUGUAUAUUCUGUACUUCUUGAAUCAUCAGCCUUCACAGUGGAAAAAGAAAUAUAUUAAAGGAUUUAUCUCACUUGGAGCACCGUGGGGGGGAGCAGUGAAACCAUUAAUGGUCCUCCUGUCAGGAGACAAUCAUGGGAUUCCAAUGGUUUCUAACAUUAAAAUUCGAGAAGAACAGCGAAUGACGACCACAAACCCCUGGAUGAUACCCAACAACCUGGCCUGGCCUGAAUCCCAUGUCUUUAUUUCCACCCCAUCCUUUAACUAUACAAACAGAGACUACCAGAAGUUAUUCAAAGACAUUGACUUUGAGGAUGGAUGGUACAUGUGGGAAGAUACAAAAGAGCUUCUGGAUGGGCUUCCGCCACCAGGUGUGGAGAUGUACUGCAUCUAUGGAACAGGUCACCCUACAGCAGAGACCUUCAUCUACGGGGAUGGUUUUCCUAAUGAGCCACCUAUAGAUAUCCACUAUACAGAUGGCGAUGACACUGUGCACAAAAGAAGCCUGGAACUCUGUAAACGCUGGAAGACCCAACAGAAGGAGAGCGUUCAUGUUAUUGAACUGGAUGGAAUGGAUCAUCUCAGCAUGGUCUUUAGCAACAGAACAUUGGAUGUUAUUAAUGAGAUCUUGCUGGGGAAUGACCACUAAACUCCAAGUUACUCCUCUGCAUGCUACAGUGGUCCUUCCUAUAGAACAUAGAUGAUAGUAUGGGGGUGUGAGUGUGUGUGAGUGUCUGUGCUGGUCAAUGUGUGAGAUUUCCUCCCUUCCAUUAUCAGACAAUCUCAGGUGACAUCACGUUCUAUUCUGAGAACCAAAUAAAUUUGUUUACACUGAGUAGAACUGAAACAUACAAAUUCCCCUUUUUAAAGUGAACCUGUCACAAGCCAAAUGCAUCAGAUGUUUUCUGCUAAAGUACUGUUACUAGAUUAAAAACUUGGGGGAAAAAGA
Molecule: messenger RNA, 1670 nt
Organism: Rana temporaria (common frog)
Lineage: Eukaryota; Metazoa; Chordata; Amphibia; Anura; Ranidae
Gene: LCAT
Product: lecithin-cholesterol acyltransferase
Exons: 6
Coding region: 93-1370 (425 amino acids)
Biological process (GO): lipid metabolic process
Molecular function (GO): phosphatidylcholine-sterol O-acyltransferase activity
Source: RefSeq, a predicted model, not a curated record